UAACAACUCAAGGUCGUUGGAACGAAAGAGCGGAAAGGUCCAAAGGCAUAUUAUAUUACUUCUGUGCAAAGUCUAAUUUAAAACAGUAAAUCUUGAGUAUGACUGAGUCGACUGUUGGCUCAACCGGUAGUCUCUGUGAAACACCGAUUCAAUGGCCAAUGACGAAGGCCUCCUAUGAAUUCGGAAAGUCUAUUGGUCAGGGUGCUACUUCUACUGUGUUUGAAGCUCUUUGUCCCUCGAAUGGAAAGAAAUGUGCUAUCAAAAUUAUAAAUCUUGAAAAAUGCAGCACAUCCGCAUCGUUAGAAGAAAUAAACAGAGAAAUAAAAUCCAUGAAGAACAUGAAAAACGAGAAUAUAGUAGCAUACUAUGCCUCUUUCGUUGCCCAGACAGAACUGUGCAUAAUCAUGGAUCUAUGUCAAAGAGGAUCAUUGUUGGAUGUUAUCAAGUAUACACAAAAUAAACGAGAUAUCACUUAUGGUGUAUUCGAUGAAAAUACAAUUGCUACCAUUCUUCGUGAUGUCCUACGUGGAUUGGCGUAUAUUCAUGAAAAUGGUUUGGUUCAUCGCGAUCUAAAAUGUGGUAAUUUAUUAGUCAAAGAUGAUGGAAUCAUUCAAAUAGCAGAUUUUGGAGUUGCUGGAUUUUUAGCUACUCAACCGCUUACUGCAACUGGUAGUGUUGAUUUAAGACGGUAUACAUUUGUUGGUACACCUUGUUGGAUGGCUCCGGAAGUUAUGCAACAAGCUCGUGGUUACAAUCAAAAAGCAGAUAUAUGGUCAUUAGGUAUUACAACUAUUGAAAUGGCAACUGGUCAAGCUCCUUAUGCAAAAUUUGCACCAAUGAAGGUAUUAAUGCUUACAUUACAAAAUGAUUCACCGGAUAUUGACAGUGUUGCAACAGUUAACAAUCAAUAUUUAAAUUAUGGACACAAAUUUCGUAAAUUCACCAAAGCUUGCCUUAUGAAAGAUCCAGGUCAACGUUUAUCCGCUCGUGAAUUACUUAGUCAUACUUAUAUCAAAUCCAAAGCGAAGGAUCGAGAAUUACUUUGUCGAGUUUUGCUUGGUGGUGAGAUGCCACCUCCUAUUUCUCGUAUCAAUAAGCACCCGGAUGAUCGAUCAGAAAAGCGUGAUCCUAAGAAUAACAGUACAGAAUGGAAUUUCGAUACAGUGGGACGUGUAUCUAAUAGUGGUGUUGAUAGUGAUGAUGACAGUGAUGAGAAUGACUAUAAGGUUACUUCAUAUACUGAUCGUUCUGGUAGUGUACUCCAACCUUGUAAUUCAUCUAGUGGAUUUGAUUUUCCAUCAGAAUUAUUAACUCAAACAAAUGCAACUGCUGUAAUCGGUUCAUCUGCGUCUAAUCAAGUAAGUAAUGCACGUGCAACGGGAGCAACGAUGGCAAUGCCAACAGCACUACCAGUUGUUGAUGAAACUGUUGGUGGUAUUAGUCCACGAAGUAAUAUACCACAUUUAGAUAGGACAGACAACUAUAAUAUUGCGGUGUCUGGGUCAUCAUCAUCGUCAUUUCCACCUGCUCCAGCGUGUACACCUGCCUCUCCAGAGACAUCUAAUUCGAUUAGUGCUAUGGCAGCAGCGUUCUCGAGCACUUUGACAACUGAGGAUUCUGAUAAUCAACAACAACAAUCUCAAACAAAUGAUCCUUCAUGCGGCAGUGGUUUAUGCUAUCGAAUAACAUUGCGUAAACGUAAUCCAAAGCAGAAUAAUGAACUACAAGAUAUCAGUUUUAAUUAUGUCCCAGGAGAAGAUUCAGCUGAUGUUUUAGCACGUGAACUAGUCCAAGCCGAUUUACUGGAUGGUUGUGAUUCAUUAUUGGUUGCACAUCACAUGAGUGAAUUGGUCAGUAAUCCAAGUGAACGUGAACGUAUUUUACCAUUAAAUUCUCAACCAGCUGCUGGUCAAGUUCCAAUUGAAUCCGAAUUACAUGGUUAUGCAAAAGUACUUAUUCGAGUAAUUAGUACACCCACAACAACAUGAAAACUAUUAUUAUUACACAGAAUAAUGAUGAUUACUAAACAAUCGGCAUUUUACAAGUUUAUUCAUAGAAAUGAUCUGUCUGUUUAUGUAUUCCUUUUCCAAAUGAUGAAUAUCUCCCAUACUACUACUACUACUACUAAUAGUACAAAAAACUGUUCUGUUACUCGCUAUAUUAUUUCGUGUGUGUGUGUGUGUUCCACACUACACACUAAUAAAAAGAUUUCAGAGAAAUAAAAAGCCAUGUUUUCUUUUGUUACAGUCCUUCUCAUUCUUUUGUUUCCAAUUCACUUCCUAAACAUCGCUCUUUACCCUUCUCUCUUACUACUCAUAAUAAUAAUAAUAAUAAUCAUUAUUAUUAUUAUUAUUAUUAU
Schistosoma mattheei is the source of this 2359-nucleotide messenger RNA. Lineage: Eukaryota; Metazoa; Platyhelminthes; Trematoda; Strigeidida; Schistosomatidae. The record is from the annotation of a GenBank genome assembly.